AUGGCGGUGACGGCCAGCGAGCCAGCAGGCCAGAUGGCGGUGACGGCCACGGCCCUGAGCCCCGACGACGGCUCCAGCAUGCUGCGGCCGUCGUCGCUCAUGGCGGACGACGCAUCGCAUUACACUGCUGCAACUUACACCUCGGCGGCCAGUGCAGCGACCCCAACCAACGACCAAAGCUGCAGGCCAACGACGACUGACGAUGACAACGUGUUCACCGGGACAACCUGGUCAGAGCUUCUCGCCACCGCCAGCGCCACCGGCGGCUCUGACAACGACUCCAGCUCCAUGUCCAUGAUCGACCUGCCGGACUUUGGGUUCGGGGAUCUCGAGGGCGGCCUCUGGAGCCUGGACGACCUUUGCUUACAGCAGCUGUGCUGA
Messenger RNA from Miscanthus lutarioriparius, 381 nucleotides. The record is from the annotation of a GenBank genome assembly. Lineage: Eukaryota; Viridiplantae; Streptophyta; Magnoliopsida; Poales; Poaceae.